AUGUGUGUGUACACGUCAUUUCCUGUUUGUGCUCCUGCGGAAUACAUAUUUUCUCAGAAGGCCUGCUGGUACCGUGCAUUAGGGUUAAAUUAAGGAAAACGGAGAAUAAUAUAAUUGUAUCGCUACCUAAAAGACAAGUGGGGAAGCGAAAGCACAGCCUACGCUUGCCGACCUACAGAGAACGACGAACAACUGCAGCAAGAAGCGGCUGUAAGUGAAAGGCGGCCGCCGGGAUGGUGUGUUUGUGAGCCGUAGACGGGCAGCGGAGACGCCGCGGGGGCAGCAGGACACGCCGCGGGGGCAGCGCUCAGCGGCCUUGGGACACUCAGCACGUCGGGUUACGGCGCAUGAGGGUCCAAACCCGAGCACUUUGGCAACUCGCCCGAGGACAGGGGAGUACAUCAAGACAUGGAGGCCGCGGUACUUCAUUCUGAAGAGCGAUGGCUCCUUCAUUGGCUACAAAGAGAAACAGGAAAUGUCUGACAUCACCUUGCCCCCCCUCAACAACUUCUCUGUGGCAGAAUGCCAGCUGAUGAAGACGGAGAGGCCUCGGCCAAACACCUUCGUCAUCCGCUGUCUGCAGUGGACCACCGUCAUCGAGCGCACCUUCCACGUGGACAGCAAUGACGAGCGGGAGGAAUGGAUGCGGGCCAUCCAAUCAGUGGCCAGUGGCCUGAAGACACAGGAGGAAGAGGAACCCAUGGAUGUCAAGUUCGGCUCCCCCAGUGACUGCAGCGGGAUGGAGGAGAUGGAAGUGUCUGUGUGCAAGACUCGAUCCAAAGUGACAAUGAGUGACUUUGAUUACCUUAAGCUGCUGGGAAAGGGGACCUUUGGCAAAGUGAUCCUGGUCAAGGAAAAAGCCACAGGGAUGUACUAUGCAAUGAAGAUUCUGCGCAAGGAAGUUAUUAUUGCAAAGGAUGAGGUCGCGCAUACGGUGACUGAGAGCAGGGUCCUGCAAAACACCAGACACCCCUUUCUCACUACACUGAAGUAUGCUUUUCAAACACAUGACCGACUGUGUUUUGUCAUGGAGUACGCCAACGGAGGAGAGCUCUUCUUCCACCUGUCCCGGGAGCGCGUGUUCACCGAGGACCGGGCCCGUUUUUACGGUGCCGAGAUCGUGUCGGCCCUGGAGUACCUUCAUUCGCGCAAUGUCGUCUACAGGGACCUCAAGCUUGAGAACCUCAUGCUGGACAAAGACGGCCACAUCAAAAUCACAGAUUUUGGCCUGUGCAAGGAGGGCAUCACGGACGGGGCCACCAUGAAGACCUUCUGUGGCACCCCAGAGUACCUAGCACCUGAGGUUCUGGAGGACAACGACUACGGGCGAGCGGUGGACUGGUGGGGGCUGGGAGUGGUCAUGUACGAGAUGAUGUGCGGCCGGCUGCCCUUCUACAACCAGGACCACGAGCGGCUCUUUGAGCAGAUCCUGAUGGAGGAGAUCCGCUUCCCCAGGAACCUGUCGCCUGAGGCUCGGGCGCUGCUGGCCGGGCUGCUGAAAAAGGACCCCAAGCAGAGACUUGGGGGCUGCCCUGACGAUGCCAAAGAAGUGAUGACCCAUAAGUUCUUUGUAUCCAUAAAUUGGCAGGAUGUCCUGCAGAAGAAGCUCAUCCCACCAUUCAAGCCCCAAGUGACAUCGGAGACGGACACACGCUACUUUGAUGACGAGUUCACAGCACAGACGAUCACUGUCACACCCCCAGAUCAGUAUGACAGCCUGGAUGGUGAAGACCCAGACCAGCGCACACACUUUCCCCAAUUCUCCUACUCUGCCAGUGCCAGCAUACGGGAAUGAUGGUCUCUCACACAAAUACACACCACACUCAAUCACCUGUGGUGAUGCAAUAAAAAAAGAUUUUUUAAAAAAAGCGGAAACACUCACUGAUCCGGAAGUGACUGAGGGAUGAAUGAGCAAGCGGCUGACAUCGCCAGCAUGACCUAGGCCUGCACUGGGAGCUGCCUUUGGAUCCCGCCGCCUGCUCCCAUCGCACUAAAUUACACACCGCAGCGCACAAGCAGCCUGGCAGCAUGUGAGCUUUGGAGGGUGUGGUCAUUGUGGUACACGCCCCCUUCUCCAGCAGGUUAGCCUCACACAAGCAGGAAGUCCCACCUUAAGCAAAAACCUGAUAUUUUAAAAUAUUUUAACCUUUUUUUUUUUAAUUCUGCAUGGGAGGGGAAUUUUACACUUCCUCCCCUUUUGUCUGGUUGCUGAGGUUCUAAGCCAUAUUUCUGCAGUUUUUACAAGUGCUCUUUCUGGAACUAGCUGUUACCAAUAGUAUUGAACUGUUCUUAUUGGGAAAGCGAGUGGAGUAAGGAAUGUAACUUUUACUUUUGCGUGUUUGUGUGUUAGAAAGGUUCUCUAAAUGUGCAGCUGGGGGACACUACACACCAAACGUUUGAGCUUUAAAGGGAAAAAACAAAAUGACAGCUGUUUUGAGAAUCCCCCAUAGAAUAAUUGUAAUAAAUGACUAAUUAAUGAAAUGUUACAUGUAUUUUCUCCCUGAGCUACAUGAACCAUAGGCCAAUGAUAGUCUGAAUAGUUUCUCCAGAAUAAAAAAAACAAAAAUUACAA
Molecule: messenger RNA, 2572 nt
Organism: Paramormyrops kingsleyae
Lineage: Eukaryota; Metazoa; Chordata; Actinopteri; Osteoglossiformes; Mormyridae
Gene: akt2
Product: v-akt murine thymoma viral oncogene homolog 2
Biological process (GO): protein phosphorylation
Molecular function (GO): ATP binding; protein serine/threonine kinase activity
Source: RefSeq, a predicted model, not a curated record